This is a messenger RNA of Trifolium pratense (red clover), 1257 nucleotides long. Its product is annotated as annexin-like protein RJ4. Gene Ontology annotation, molecular function: calcium-dependent phospholipid binding; calcium ion binding. The record is from RefSeq and is a predicted model, not a curated record. NCBI's taxonomy places the organism in Eukaryota, Viridiplantae, Streptophyta, Magnoliopsida, Fabales, Fabaceae. The transcript has 6 exons. Bases 89 to 1030 code for a protein of 313 amino acids. Gene Ontology annotation, cellular component: cytoplasm.
UCCACAUGGUAUUAUAAAUAGAACAACAUUGAACAUAGAUUUAUUCAUCACAUAUCAUAGUUAGCACUAUAGACAAAAAUAUUCAACUAUGGCUACCCUCAUUGCUCCCAUCAACCAUCUCCCCCAUGAAGAUGCUGAAGCUCUAAGAAAAGCUUUUGAAGGAUGGGGUACUGAUGAGAAAACUGUGAUAACAAUUCUUGGUCAUAGAAACUCUAAUCAGAUACAACAAAUCAGAAGAGCUUAUGAAGAAAUUUAUCAAGAGGAUCUUAUCAAAAGAUUGGAAUCUGAACUCAAAGGAGAUUUUGAGAAAGCCGUGUACCGUUGGAUACUCGAACCUGCGGAGCGUGAUGCUGUUUUGGCUAAUGUUGCUCUCAAGAGUGGCAAAAACUACAAUGUCAUUGUGGAAAUUUCAACUGUUCUCUCCCCUGAAGAGCUUUUUAAUGUGAGACGCGCGUACAUCAAACGCUACAAGCACUCCUUGGAAGAAGAUGUGGCUGCUCAUACCUCCGGCCCUCUUCGCCAGCUUUUGGUCGGGCUAGUGACUGCAUAUAGGCAUGUUGGUGAUGAGAUCAAUGCAAAAUUGGCACAAACUGAAGCUGAAAUUCUUCAUGAGGCUGUGAAAGAGAAGAAAGGAAGUCAUGAAGAAGCUAUAAGGAUCUUGACUACCAGAAGCAAGACUCAAUUGAUUGCGACUUUCAAUCGUUACAGAGAGGCUCAUGGUACUUCCAUCACUAAGAAGCUGUUGGAUGAAAAAUCUGAUGAUUUUCAAAAGGCAUUGUAUACCACCAUUCGUACUUUCAAUGAUCAUGUUAAGUACUAUGAAAAGGUGGUGCGAGAUUCAAUCAAGAAGCUAGGAACCGAUGAGGAUGCACUCACCCGCGUGAUUGUGAGCCGGGCACAACAUGACCUAAAAGUCAUCUCAGAUGUUUAUUACAAGAGAAACAGUGUUCUUCUUGAGCAUGUUGUGGCUAAGGAAACCUCAGGGGAUUACAAGAAGUUCCUUCUCACUCUCUUGGGGAAAGAAGAUUAAGUUUUCCUUUUCUCUAGCGGCAUUUGUGCUUAUGAGUUUAAUUAAGACAUAAAGUUAUGAUGGUAUUAUCUAUGUUGGUUUAUCUUGUUGAGUGUGGUUUUAGUUUUAAUUUGUUUUAUGAGACCUUGAAUUUCUAUCUUAUUUUAUAGUUGUAUGGUAUGUUUGAUGGUUUCUUAAUAAUACAUGAGGAACAAGCUCAAAAAAGAUGUCUCAAUGUUUGUAGAAAA